Molecule: messenger RNA, 3271 nt
Organism: Prosopis cineraria
Lineage: Eukaryota; Viridiplantae; Streptophyta; Magnoliopsida; Fabales; Fabaceae
Product: MDIS1-interacting receptor like kinase 2-like
Exons: 2
Coding region: 114-2954 (946 amino acids)
Biological process (GO): protein phosphorylation
Molecular function (GO): protein kinase activity; protein binding; ATP binding
Source: RefSeq, a predicted model, not a curated record
GUAACAAACUAGAGUCCCGUUUAAAUCCCCAGAAAACAACAUAAAUACGUGCAGAAAAAAAUAAGAGGGAGGGCGAGAGAGAGAGAGAGAGAGAGAGAACCAGUUUCAUAAAAAUGGACAAGCAUAAAUUUGAUGCUCACCUUGCAGUUCAAGCCACAUGUGUGGUUUUCUUGGCAAUUUGUUUAAGAACAUGUGAACAGAUUGAAACAGAAGCCCUUCUAAGGUGGAAAGACAGUCUCCCAGAUCAGCCAAUCUUAAAGUCAUGGGUCUCUCCAGCACAGAACUCAAGUGCAGCUCAAAGCCCUUGUUCAUGGCGUGGAAUAACAUGUGAUAAUUCUUCAGGAAGUGUGAUUGAAAUAAACUUGGCUUACACUGGCCUUAAAGGUACCCUUCAAUACUUGAGCUUCUCUGCAUUUCCAAAUCUUCUUCGUCUUGAUCUUAAAACAAACAACCUCAUUGGUAGUAUACCAGAAAACAUUGGGGUUCUCUCCAAACUGCAAUACCUUGACCUUUCUACGAAUUACCUCAAUGGCACUUUACCUAUUUCUCUUGCUAAUUUGACUCAAGUUUACGAGCUUGAUGUUUCACGAAACAAUAUUACCGGGACAUUAGACCCUCGUCUUUUUCCUGAUGGUUCUGAUCAGCCCAAGAGUGGACUGAUAGGGAUCAGAAAUCUUCUCUUUCAGGACACCCUGCUUGGUGGUAGAAUUCCAGAUGAAAUAGGGAAUAUAAGAAACUUAACUGUGCUAGCCUUAGAUGGGAAUAGCUUCUAUGGACCUAUUCCUCCAUCUCUUGGGAACUGUACACAUUUAAGUGUUCUUAGAAUGUCUGAAAACCAACUCUCAGGCAUGAUUCCUCCUAGUUUUGGUGGAUUGACUAACCUAUCUGAGGUGUUCUUACACAUAAAUAAAUUAGAUGGUCCUGUCCCACAAGAAUUUGGAAACCUUUCAUCUUUAACUGUCCUGCAUCUUGCUGAAAACAACUUCACAGGAGAGCUACCACCGCAAGUGUGCAAAGGUGGUAAACUUGUCAAUUUCACUGCUGAGCACAAUAGUUUCACUGGCCCGAUCCCAAUAAGCUUGAGAAAUUGCUCGUCAUUAUAUAGGGUUCGGAUGGAAUAUAACCAACUAAGGGGUUAUGCAGAUCAAGAUUUUGGAGUGUAUCCUAAUCUUAGUUACAUGGACUUUAGCUACAAUAACGUGCAAGGUGAGAUCUCUUCAAAUUGGGCAAGAUGCAAAAAUUUGCAAUAUCUUGGUAUGUCUGGAAAUUCAAUAGGUGGCACUAUACCUGAUGAGAUUUUUCAGUUGAACCAACUAGCAAAGCUAUAUCUGUCCUCCAAUCAAAUAUCAGGAGAGAUUCCUUCACAAAUAGGGAAUUCCUCUAGCCUUUUCACUCUAUCUUUGAGUGGCAACAAACUUUCAGGAUUGAUACCCGCAAGCAUUGGAAAGUUUUCUAAUUUGCAAACAUUAGACCUGUCAGCAAACAUGCUAAAAGGAUCAAUCCCUUAUGAGAUAGGGGAAUGCUCAAACUUGUUGAGUUUAAAUUUGAGCAACAAUGAGUUGAAUGGAACAAUCCCAUACCAAAUUGGAAAUCUGGCAGCCUUGCAAGUUCUUUUGGACUUCAGUUACAAUUCACUUUCUGGCCAAAUUCCAUCUGAUCUUGGUAAGCUCAAAAAUUUGAUAAUCUUGAAUAUCUCUCACAACAAUCUAUCUGGUCCUAUCCCCGAUUCCCUUGGUGAAUUGUUGAGCUUGUCAAGCAUUAACCUCUCCCACAACAAUUUGGAGGGUCACGUACCUAAUAGUGGCAUAUUUAAUUCUUCCUAUCCAGUUGAUUUACGUAACAACAAAGAAUUAUGUGGGAAUAUACAAGGCCUGCAAUCUUGCAAUGUCUCAGUCAUAGAACCUGGAAGUGGAAGCAACAAGAAGAAAGUCAUAGCAGCAAUUGUUGGUUCGUUGGGAGGUGCACUGCUUGUUUCAUCAGCUUUACUUUGCAUUUUUGUUUUUGGCUGCAAGACAAGAGCUAUGAAACAGAUCCCGGCAAAUGAGAACAAAAAUCCAUUUUCUAUACUGCAUUUCAAUGGUAAAAUUGUUUAUCAAGACAUAAUUGAAGCCACUAAGAACUUUGAUGACGCCUGCUGCAUUGGGGAGGGAACAUUAGGAAAAGUUUACCGAGCGCAGAUGCCAGGAGGCCAAGUAGUUGCUGUAAAAAAGUUAGGAUGUGAGGCAGAUAGCUUAGACUUUGAAAGUGUAAAAUCCUUUAAAAGUGAGAUAGAAGCCAUGAUUGAGAUACGUCACCGAAACAUUGUUAAGUUGUAUGGAUUUUGCUUAGACCCCAGGCACACAUUUCUGACUUAUGAGUACAUGGAAAAAGGAAGCUUACUUGAUAUGCUGACAAAUGACCAAAAAGCUAUUGAGUUAGAUUGGCCAAAGAGAGUUAUAAUUGUCAAAGGAGUAGCGCAGGCUUUGUCUUACAUGCAUCAUGAUUGUAACCCACCAAUAAUCCACAGAGACAUAUCAAGCAAAAAUGUAUUAUUGUCCGAAAAUCUAGAAGCGCAUAUCUCAGACUUUGGCACUGCGAGGUUCCUGAAGCCAGAUUCAUCUAUCUGGACUUCCUUUGCUGGCACAUUUGGUUAUGCUGCUCCAGAGCUUGCAUACACAAUGGCAGUGACUGAAAAGUGUGAUGUGUUCAGCUUUGGCGUUUUAGCUUUUGAGAUUCUCAUGGGAAAUCAUCCAGCAGAUCUAAUUUCCCACUUACAAGCAUCUGGUUUUCAAAACAUCAACUUCAAAGAUAUUUUAGACCCACGUCUGUCACCUCCAACAAAGGAAAAAAGCUUGAAGGAAUUGGCUAUGAUAAGUAAUUUGGCUAUUUCUUGUUUACAAACAAACCCCCAAUCUCGACCAACAAUGCAAAGCAUAACUUACAUGCUUGACAAGGAGACAGCUCAUGAUUCAUGAUUACGCUUGCUUGCUUGUUUUCUCGAUGGGUUUUGCGAUAGGCAAGUGGACGAGCACCUUUGUUUACAUGUUUAGAAACUUGUAGUCAUAUGCAUAUAAGUUUUAUUUUAUUAUUAUUCUGUCUUUUCUUGUGUUGGCGUGAACAAAGUUGAAUUAUUAAACAGAAGUGACCAGAAACAUUAAGUCACACCCACAAGUUUCCUUGGGGUCGUAUUGAUCCGUGGAUUGAUUUGGUUGGGCAAUGCAAUUGGCUUCUUAAAAAAAAAAAAACAAUGUUUUUUGUUACAGUUUCAAUGGUUUCUGACUUUCUCGGAUCA